Messenger RNA from Microtus oregoni (creeping vole), 2635 nucleotides. RefSeq names its product fatty acid desaturase 2 (gene Fads2). The record is from RefSeq and is a predicted model, not a curated record. Lineage: Eukaryota; Metazoa; Chordata; Mammalia; Rodentia; Cricetidae. Gene Ontology annotation, cellular component: membrane. The transcript is spliced from 12 exons. Gene Ontology annotation, biological process: lipid metabolic process. Bases 123 to 1457 code for a protein of 444 amino acids. Gene Ontology annotation, molecular function: oxidoreductase activity, acting on paired donors, with oxidation of a pair of donors resulting in the reduction of molecular oxygen to two molecules of water.
ACAAAAGCCGAAAGCGAGGAGGGCGCCGACCGCACACUGUGGCCGGGAGAGGGACAGUUGGCUCCGCCAGCCGCGGGCGCUCUGAGACCCUAGCGCACGGGGCAUCUGGGCGGACAGUUAGCAUGGGGAAGGGAGGUAACCAGGGUGAGGGGAGCACGGAGUGCAAGACUCCGAUGCCCACCUUCCGCUGGGAGGAGAUUCAGAAGCACAACCUGCGCACCGACCGGUGGCUCGUCAUCGACCGCAAGGUCUACAAUGUCUCCAAAUGGUCCCAGCGGCACCCGGGGGGCCACAGAGUCAUCGGACACUAUUCAGGAGAAGAUGCUACGGAUGCCUUUCGUGCCUUCCACCUGGACCUCGACUUCGUGGGCAAGUUCCUGAAGCCCUUGCUGAUUGGUGAGCUGGCCCCAGAGGAGCCCAGCCUGGACCGUGGCAAGAGUUCCCAGAUCACCGAGGACUUCCGGGCCCUGAAGAAGACUGCCGAGGACAUGAACCUGUUCAAAACCAACCACCUGUUCUUCUUUCUCCUCCUGUGCCACAUCAUCGUCAUGGAAAGCAUCGCCUGGCUCACCCUCUCACACUUUGGCAAUGGCUGGAUUCCUACCCUUAUCACCUCCUUCAUCCUCACUACCUCUCAGGCCCAAGCUGGAUGGCUGCAACACGAUUAUGGCCACCUUUCUGUCUAUAAGAAAUCCAUAUGGAACCACAUUGUCCACAAGUUCGUCAUCGGCCACUUAAAGGGUGCCUCCGCCAACUGGUGGAACCAUCGACACUUCCAGCACCAUGCCAAGCCCAACAUCUUCCACAAGGAUCCAGACAUAAAGAGCCGGCACCUGUUUGUCCUUGGCGAGUGGCAGCCCCUUGAGUACGGCAAGAAGAAGCUGAACUACCUGCCCUACAACCACCAGCAUGAAUACUUCUUCCUGGUCGGACCACCGCUGCUCAUCCCUGUGUACUUCCAGUACCAGAUCAUCAAGACCAUGAUUGUCCGCAGGGACUGGGUGGACUUGGCCUGGUCCAUCAGCUACUAUGUGCGUUUCUUCUACACCUACAUCCCUUUCUACGGCAUCCUGGGAGCCCUGGUUUUCCUCAACUUCAUCAGGUUUCUGGAGAGUCACUGGUUCGUGUGGGUCACUCAGAUGAACCACAUCGUCAUGGAGAUUGAUCUUGAUCACUACCGGGACUGGUUCAGCAGCCAGCUGACAGCCACCUGCAAUGUGGAGCAGUCCUUCUUCAAUGACUGGUUCUGCGGGCAUCUCAACUUUCAGAUUGAGCACCACCUCUUCCCCACCAUGCCACGGCACAACUUGCACAAGGUCGCCCCGCUAGUGAAGUCUCUCUGCACCAAGCACGGCAUCAAGUACCAGGAGAAGUCACUGCUGAGGGCCCUGCUGGACAUUGUGAGGUCCCUGAAGAAGUCUGGGGAGCUGUGGCUGGAUGCCUACCUCCAUAAAUGAAGAGGCAGUCCUCAGGGCACCCCUGGGGGAGGGGCACAGCUGGAGUGAGGGCCAGAGGGAGGGGAGGGCUUUUGUUCUGAAGGGUUUUCAUGAGACUAAAGUGUCCACUGGCUCACGUUCCCCAUACUUGGUCUUGCAUCCUUUCUUGUCCUCCCCACCCCCCCCCAUCCUAUCCUCACGGGGUUCCCCCUUUGUCAGCCCUAGCCCUGUGCCCUCUGCCUCUGCCUCCCAGGUCCUUCUCCCAAAGAGCGGGAGAGAAGUGGCUGAAGCUAGUGGUUGCAUCUCUGCCUCUAACUUCUGCACCUAAAAGACCCCUGGUAUAAGACUCUGCUCUUGGCAGCCUAGCCGUCAGACAUUAAUCCUCCCUUCCUUGUCCCCACAGACCCGCUCUGUGGAGCAGGGUCCAGGACUUGGCUCUAUACUCCCUGCCAGCCUAUGGUCUGGUUGUUUGGGUGAAGACAUAAUUUGUGUUCUGGGUGUCCUUCCCUUGGCUGGGAUUGGUAUGUAAGGGCCUCCCUCUGGCUGCCCAGGGCCAGCUUAGACUUCGAGGCCCAAGGAAAAGUUCUCCCAUGCCCACCAUCACAGCUCCAGGCCCUGGGGUUGUGCAGAUUCUAGUUCACCAUCUACCCAACUCCAGAGACCUUGUGUGGGCUCAGCACGAGAUGCUUCUUAAUUCAAAGCCCCAAGACCCUGGGGUGGGGGUCAGACCUUUUUUCAAAUCCUCUGGCCAGUCCCUAGAGACUGGAAGAUGUGGACCUUGCAGGAGAGCCUCCGAGCUGCUCUCCCCAGGACAGGGUGACCAGCACGGCCAGCAUGGCCAGCACUUGACCGCUCACUGCUUCUUUCCUAUUUUUACAAUGUUUGUUUGUUUUAGAUGUUGUUGUCAUAACAUUUCCUACAGAAUGCAUUUUGAUAGGAGGGUAAGAGAGGGCUGGGCUUGAGGGUAAUCUAGAUGCCCCUUGCCAGGCUCCCCCAAGGCCCUUCGGGUAGAGCUAGGCUUCGCCAUCAAGGCCAUACUGUAAGCUGUGGCUUGAAGCUGCUGCUAUCAGGUUAGGAGAAACAGGGUGGGGUGGCGUCUCUCAGGAGGGCCAUUGGGAAUACCCAGCGAGGAUCAUGCAAGAGGGUAGAGGGAAGGGGGAGGUCAGGAAGGCUGAAGGUAUGAGGGAUGUGUGAGGGCG